AUGAAAGAGCUAGAAUCUUCUGCAUCGUGUAUCAUCUGUCAACUAUUAACUAUUCUGUCAGUGUUUGCUAUUUUGUUAUAUCUUUUAUCACUAAAUUUGAAAUGUCUAUAUUUUAUUAAAGUGGUUGGUAUUUAUUGUGCCAUAUUGCUUAAUGCUGUGAUCGUUUGUUUUGCCUGGCCGUUAUACUUCUUUGGUGAUGUGCCAAAAUUUGUUUUUGAUUCUUUUAACGUUCUGUCAAGGUGGACAAAUAUCAAAGUUAUCGUACGAAAUGGUGAAAUCUUACAGAAACCAGGACCAUUUAUAUUUGUAUGUAAUCAUCAGAGUUCGGUCGAUAUUGUUGUGCUAUCGCAUUUUUGGCCAUCAAAAUGUACAGUGAUGAUGAAAAAGUCAUUGAAAUACGUACCAUUUUUCAAUUUUGCAUCAUUACUCAGCCGAGCAGUAUUUGUGGAUCGGUUCAAUCGAGAAAGAGCCGUUCAAUCGUUGGAAGAAUGCUCAAAGAAGAUUACUGAGCAGAAGCUAAGUGUUUUCAUCUUUCCAGAAGGCACUAGAAAUCAUGGUGAUGGAAUGAUUGAAUUCAAAAAAGGCGCUUUUAAUUUAGCAGUUUUUGCUCAAAUACCAAUUAUUCCGAUAGUUAUAUCUUCUUACAAGCAGUUCUAUAAUAAGAAUAUGCGAUAUUUCGCAGAUUCAGGCUACGUUAUUGUGGAAAUUAUGGAUCCGAUACAGACUACCGGUAUGACAAUUCAGGAUGUCCCUGCAUUGACAGAUACAGUUCGUGCUAAAAUGAUGGAUAAAUUUGCAAAAAUUAGUGAAGAAGCAGGAGAAGAAUUUAAGAAUCGACAAAGACAAAUUAAUGAGACAAAAAAAGAUUAUUAA
Brugia malayi is the source of this 873-nucleotide messenger RNA. RefSeq lists its product as uncharacterized. Gene Ontology annotation, cellular component: endoplasmic reticulum; membrane. NCBI's taxonomy places the organism in Eukaryota, Metazoa, Nematoda, Chromadorea, Rhabditida, Onchocercidae. Gene Ontology annotation, molecular function: 1-acylglycerol-3-phosphate O-acyltransferase activity. Bases 1 to 873 code for a protein of 290 amino acids. The record is from RefSeq and is a predicted model, not a curated record. The transcript has 6 exons. Gene Ontology annotation, biological process: phosphatidic acid biosynthetic process.